Messenger RNA from Perca flavescens (yellow perch), 1498 nucleotides. It is a transcript of the gene znhit3, whose product is annotated as zinc finger, HIT-type containing 3. Bases 876 to 1286 code for a protein of 136 amino acids. Gene Ontology annotation, molecular function: protein binding. The record is from RefSeq and is a predicted model, not a curated record. Gene Ontology annotation, cellular component: pre-snoRNP complex; nucleus. Lineage: Eukaryota; Metazoa; Chordata; Actinopteri; Perciformes; Percidae. The transcript is spliced from 5 exons. Gene Ontology annotation, biological process: box C/D snoRNP assembly; maturation of LSU-rRNA from tricistronic rRNA transcript (SSU-rRNA, 5.8S rRNA, LSU-rRNA); snoRNA localization.
AUCUGAAUACAAAGUUGGAUUCCUGAUUUUGACUAUUCACUAAGGCCAAGGUUCUCCGCAUUCCCUGACCCAGAGAAUGGAGCUCUGUGACACCGGGCACAUGCCCAGUAAUCAGUCACGAGACAGCUCUCCACUUCAUAUUCCGUAACAAGACCUGCUACUCAAGUUACGGCUUUGCAAGAAUAGUUUGUGUUGGGCUAUAUAGGCCAGUGGUGUGUGCUUGAUAAACUUAUAGAGAUAGAUGGAUGUAGUAAUUUCUGCAGGGGCAAAAUAUAUUAUAUUUUGAUUCAAUAAAAAUGAUGUUAACUAAAAAACUGGUUUUGUUCUGUGGGUGCAUUACAGGUUUGUUACAGUUUUACGUUUUUAGUUUCUCUAAAAGCAGAAUGUAUUCCUCCAUCCCUUUUGUGCAUUUUAAAUUGUAUUAUCAUUUUUACUAAUAUAAGCUAUUUUAAUUGUAGAAACGGACUGCAAACCACCUUUACUCUAGCCAAGACUCCUACAUUUCAUUUUACCGGAUGAUUAGUAGCUUUUUAAGCAGUGACAAUAAAUAUCUGCAUAUACAGGUUGUGGAAAGUACACUGCAGUGAUCGAAAAAAAAUUACAUAAAUAAAUGCUGAAUGACACGGUUAAGCAAGUGUUCUUCAUCUGAAACCAGAUGCUCGGCAAUACAUACCAGUGUUUGGGUUUAAUUCGUGUUGGACUACUGGCUGAACCGUGGGUGAAGUCAUGUGCUUUUAUUUUUGAAGGAAGUAUUUCCCAACCGGAAUCUAUAUCAUAGGUUCCGUGGUCUUCACACACCAUGCUUCACACAUGUUUGAGCUGCUAGCAUAGUAUUGACCAAUUUGUUCGUCAUUUAUUUUUUUCUGUUGGCCAGGAUGCAGAUAUGCAGUGUGUGCAGCGAACACACACCGAAAUACAGAUGCCCAGCCUGCAAAAUAAGAUAUUGUUCACUUGGAUGUUACAAGAGGCAUAAAGACACUUGCCUUCCUGUUGAGGAGCCUGCACCUAUUGAGCCUAAAGUGAAGGAUUCUUUCAACACUGAGACGUGGACUGUUGAGGAUCUUCUGCAGGAAGAGGAGGACAUUGUUGACAAAGUGCCUCUGCAGAGGCUCCAGCUGUUAGGUCAGUCCAAAGAGCUUAGAGAUAUUCUGUGCAACCCCCAUCUGAGACAGUUGCUGCGCUCCAUUGACAGCGCAGACAGCAAAGACGAUGCGAUGAAGGCUGCCAUGCAGGAGCCUCUGUUUGUAGAAUUUUCCGAUCAGUGUUCAAAAAUUGUCAAUAAUUAAGCAAAAUCAACAGCCAAUAAAGCUGACUAUUUGUAAAAUAGUGCCUGCAUUGGUUUUUCUAUCUGAUCACUUUUGAUUAUAUUUAUGUAUAAGGUCUUGGAAUAAGCAAGUUGUGUAGUCCCUGUAUUUUUUUUUGUUGAUCCAACUUCCUGUCAUAUGCCUUGUCAUGCAACAGUAUCAUGUUCCAAUAAACACUGACAUUUUUAAAACGA